Micropterus salmoides (largemouth bass) is the source of this 1726-nucleotide messenger RNA. It is a transcript of the gene tmem179ba, whose product is annotated as transmembrane protein 179Ba. The coding region runs from base 56 to 736 and encodes 226 amino acids. The record is from RefSeq and is a predicted model, not a curated record. The transcript is spliced from 5 exons. NCBI's taxonomy places the organism in Eukaryota, Metazoa, Chordata, Actinopteri, Centrarchiformes, Centrarchidae.
GUGGCUGCCUUUAUGCUGGUCUCUUCCCAGACAGCUGGAACCGGACCGCUGGACGAUGGCGUUGACGGUGCUGCUGCUGGUGGAGUUGGGUCUGUACGCCAGCUGUUUCGUCUGUGGGAUUGUCACCGCCGCAUCCAUCACCAUAGUCCAGGGUAAUUUUGGAGGUCGGUGUAUUCUAUAUGGACUUGUCGACUACAAUGCAACAAUGAGCCUCAUUGGCCUGCAGUCAUCCAGCUCCUCCUCUCUGUGCUAUUUUGUGUCGGCCAUAUCAGUCAUGGCAGCGGUGGUGUGUUUCUCGCUGUCUCUGUACUUGCUGUACUCUUUCUGCAUUGACGGGGAAAUCAAAAGGGGUCGCAUAUGGAUGAACCUGACCGUGGCAGUGUGUGGCGCCUUCCUGUUCUUCCUGCUCAUCACAGGGUGCAUGUUGAAGAUCGGACGCGACUCUCUCUGCAGCUCUGUCCUACAAGCCGUUUCCAACGUUACCAGAUGUGAGGAUGCCCAGACUAAAAAUUGGGUCAGUCCACUCAAAGGAGGAAGAUUCUACGACAAUCUACAUAAAGCCGAGACGGCAGUGUGGGUCAGUUUCUUCUUCUGGCUCAUCAUCGGGGUUCUGGUGAUCAUUCAGAGGCGUCAGAGUUUGGGGUCGAAGACGCCUGCAGGAGGGCUCUUCAGUGAUCCAGGGGUGACGGCUGCAGAGACGGAGCCAUUUUUCAACAAUCCGGCAAGGCCACAGUGAAGACUGGUGUCACAGACGUCUCACAAAAACACCAUACUUUUACACAGCAUGAUAAUUUGGGAGUAGAUGUAGAAAACGGGUAAAAACUUUUAACAUACAGUGCCUUGUAUUUCAGGUAUUCCAAUGAAUAAUCACAUAUCUCAUGAGAUAAUACAUGAAACAAACAAGUAAUUUGUGAUUAAGCCUUUUUUUUUUUUUACGAAACAUAGAAACAAAAAGUCUCGACGAGGAUGGGAUUCGAACCCACGCGUGCAGAGCACAAUGGAUUAGCAGUCCAUCGCCUUAACCACUCGGCCACCUCGUCAGGGUGACAGAGAGCCUUAAAACAAACAACCCUGCAGAGCUGCUUAGAGGCCACAGCAGACUGACCGGACAUAUACAUUUACCCUUUUCCCACAUUUACUUACAUACCAAAGCUGUUAUAGAAGUCUGACCACUGGAUCUUGCAGAAAUAUGUAUUUGUAAGUGUUUGUGAGAUUUUGUUUACAUAAUCAAACAAUUAUGGUUUUAUGAGUUUCUGUUCUGUGCCCGCCAGUUUUUAUUUCUGCAAGUUGUUGUUAUACUUUAUUUAUGAUGGAUUCUUUCCUUUCACAUUGAGGUCAAUUCUCACUUCUCUUCAUUUCAUCUUCAAAUGUGGGAUAGCUUAGUCCUGAUAUGUGAACAAUACUGCUGCUUAAAGAAACCUUUGCUACAGCUUGAAACAACAGGAACAUUAUGUUAAACUCAAACCAAAUGUUACAAAUAGUUCAAAUGGACCUUUACUUUUAGGUUUGAUAUAUGAGCUCCCACCCCAAUAUUUACAGCUAAUUUCACUCACAAUACUUAAUACAUUACUUCUGAACAUGUGUUAGUUUUGGGAUAUUAAACCAUAGGAAUUGAUGUACUUAAAAAGGCUUUAUUUAGAGAUAUCAAACACUUUUUCUGUAGUGGUGCUACUUGACACGCGUUGUGCUAUUUUUUAAACCAAUAAACCAAAGAGUUGCAACACAA